This is a messenger RNA of Candidozyma auris, 1113 nucleotides long. RefSeq lists its product as uncharacterized. The record is from RefSeq and is a predicted model, not a curated record. Lineage: Eukaryota; Fungi; Ascomycota; Pichiomycetes; Serinales; Metschnikowiaceae. Bases 1 to 1113 code for a protein of 370 amino acids. The transcript has a single exon.
AUGGCUCCUUCGUUGUCACUCAUAUUCGGAUUGGUGACGUUGCCUUUGAAAUUGCUAUACCUUACCUUGCAAUUCUACACUGUGGGCACAGUCUUCACCAAUGCCACGGCAAAGAAAUCUUUAGUCAAGACGUUGCACAACGGCCUCUGUCAGCACAUGGGCUGUGCUCUCAGAGUUCAGGAUUUGCAACUCGCCUAUGUGCCAGUGUCCAAGCUUUUACUGAGCAUGUCGAAGGCCCUUGGUCGAUUGCCCGGAUUCAACGAGAAGUACACCGAUAAGGAAGACUUCAUUUGUGAAAGCCGUUGGCUCACCAAAAACAUUGACUCAAAGGAAUCUCCCAUUGUGCUUUACUUCCAUGGUGGUUGUUUUGCAAUCCAAAUGCUGGACAACCAAGCUCAGGGAAUGGCCAACUUGUAUGAAGCCUACAAAUUGAGGUAUGGUGUGGACCUUUCGAUCUUGGUGGCAGAUUAUUCAUUGACUCCUUUGGGUUACACAUACCCUACUCAAUAUAAUGAGGCCGUGAGUCUUUAUGAGAAGUUAGUUGCGGAUGGCUACACCAAGAUUGUCAUUAUGGGAGACUCGGCGGGAGGAAACCUUGUUCUCAAUAUCCUCAAUUAUCUCCAUAAGCGAAGCAAACACCAAGAUGUCGUAUGGCCUGUGGCCUCGAUUGCUAUUUCUCCAUAUCUCAAUCUCUCAAAGCAAGAAUUCUCUGGAAGCUUCAAAAGGUUCGAUAAGGUGGACUUUUUUAACUACGCCAUGACAAGCUACUUGGGUAAUGUAUAUAUUGGUGGCGAUGAGUUUUUGCAUGCUUCACCAGUGGUCAAUAUAGAGUUGAAUUCAGAUAAGGUGGACUGGAAAAACAUUGCUCCAAUUAAGGAAGGUAAUUUACUCGUGCAAUUUGGUGACCACGAAGUCCUUACCGAUGAGAUCUUGAGAUGGUGCGAGCAGGCAGAGCUUACAAAGAACCAUCCGGAAAACAUCGCCAUUGACAUUGAUGGAGUUCAUAUCGGUUUCUUUAUUACUGAGAGUGUUGCUUACGGCGAUAUUGAGUCAUGGCUGAAUCAAUAUUGCGCCAACUCUAUCUUGACGUUUUUGAAAAGAAAGCUUGAGUAA